This is a messenger RNA of Drosophila novamexicana, 1332 nucleotides long. RefSeq names its product ADP-ribosylation factor-like protein 8 (gene Arl8). Gene Ontology annotation, biological process: anterograde axonal transport; protein transport. Gene Ontology annotation, molecular function: GTPase activity; GTP binding. The coding region runs from base 125 to 685 and encodes 186 amino acids. The transcript is spliced from 4 exons. NCBI's taxonomy places the organism in Eukaryota, Metazoa, Arthropoda, Insecta, Diptera, Drosophilidae. Gene Ontology annotation, cellular component: lysosomal membrane. The record is from RefSeq and is a predicted model, not a curated record.
CAAUAUUGUCAAUCGUUCAUUUGAUUCAGUAGUUCGAUUAAACGUGUUCCGAUACAACUCUACUGCUGUUUCGCCUACGCCAUUUAUUUGCAAGGAAAAAAUAAAUUAACAAAACAGAAGAAUCAUGCUGGCGCUUAUCAACAGAAUCCUGGACUGGUUUAAGAGCAUCUUCUGGAAAGAGGAGAUGGAACUGACGCUGGUCGGCCUGCAAUUCUCAGGCAAAACGACGUUCGUCAAUGUUAUUGCAUCCGGUCAGUUCGCAGAGGAUAUGAUACCCACAGUUGGUUUCAAUAUGCGCAAAAUCACCAAAGGCAACGUGACCAUCAAGGUCUGGGAUAUAGGGGGCCAACCACGUUUUCGUUCCAUGUGGGAACGCUACUGUCGCGGCGUGAAUGCAAUUGUUUAUAUGGUCGAUGCGGCCGAUUUGGACAAAUUGGAAGCGUCACGCAAUGAGCUGCACUCGCUGCUAGACAAGCCGCAGCUAAAUGGCAUUCCAGUGCUCGUCCUGGGCAAUAAACGUGAUCUUCCAGGCGCUCUUGACGAGACCGGACUCAUUGAGCGAAUGAAUCUGUCCAGCAUACAGGAUCGGGAAAUUUGUUGUUAUAGUAUUUCGUGUAAGGAAAAGGACAACAUCGACAUAACGCUGCAGUGGUUAAUUCAGCAUUCGAAAAGCCAAAGUCGUUAGAUUAUAGCCUAACACAAAAAACACACAAACACACACACACACAUUCAGAUAUACACAAAUUUAUGCACUCUCUCGCAUACACACUGAACAACUAACUUAAUUUGCAGUAUAUUAAUUUAAAGUAGACUGUUAAUUGAUGUAUGAGAAUGAUUCUAUGAGCAAAAGUUAUUGCAAUGGCUCGUUAUGAUUGUUGGCACGUGUGUUUGUAUGAUAAAUUGUAGAUCGUGUUCAGAGUGUUGAUGGUGCAGUGCAUAGAAUUCGCGUUAGGUGGGCGGGAGUUACUCGUCGUUAGGACCAAAAAUCUCGAAUUGUAAUUCACAAAUGACAAAGGACUAAUGAAAAAUAGCCAACGGAUUCUGUAUAAAAAUGAAUAUAAAAACGCAAGCAUACACACAUACCCACACACGCACACACACACAAAUAUAUACCCUUGACUUAUACAAUCACAUUGUACACAGCGAGAAAUCGCAAAGUAUUUUGCAUAAUGAUGUGCUUUCACCUCAUACAGCCGUUGAAUUUGGUGUCUAUCAAUUUGUUGCUUGUAUGAACAAUAGUUAGGCUUAUGUUUAGUGUUUUAUUGGUGUGAUUAUAAACUAUUAAUUUUUUUAUCAUUUUAUAUAUAUAUAUAGAGAUAUACAAAUACAAAU